This is a messenger RNA of Coregonus sp. 'balchen', 3541 nucleotides long. NCBI's taxonomy places the organism in Eukaryota, Metazoa, Chordata, Actinopteri, Salmoniformes, Salmonidae. The record is from the annotation of a GenBank genome assembly.
CCUCUCUCUCAUCCUCUCUCUCAUCCCCUUCUUCAUCCUCUCUCUCAUCACCCUCUUCUUCCUCUCUCUCCCCUGUAGCUUUCAGAUGCUCUGGGUGUUGGACCGGGCUGUCCAAGCCAGACCAACCAGCAGAGUGGUGGGGGCAUGUGGCCCGGUGGGCAGCCCAACCAGCCAACAUGGCCAGGACAGCCUGGUGGUCAACCAGCUUGGCCUGGUCAGCAGCAGCCAGGCCAGCCUGCCCCCAUGUGGCCUGGACAACAACCAAACCCUUCCCAAUCCUCAUGGCCCGGACAACCAGGAGGGGGCCAGCCCAGCUGGCCAGGGCAGCCAGGAGGGGGACAGCCCAGCCAGCCAACCUGGCCAGGGCAGCCAGGAGGGGGACAGCCCAGCCAGCCAACCUGGCCAGGGCAGCCAGGACAGCCUAGCCAACCUACUGCACCCGGAUGGCCAAGCCCAAGCCCCGGUCCAGGCCCUGCCCAACCAACUGCUCCACAACAUAGUUCACUGGUAAGAGAAGACAUUAAAUCCUGAGGAUGUUGGUUAUGACGGUUUGAAAAACCAUGAGCAAGGUUCUGCAUGGUUCAGACCUAUCUUUGUGACAGAUUAGCCGUCAAGACCUCUACUCAGACAUUGGUGUAAGCUUGUCCUAAUGACACUCAAAUGGUUUUGGCUGUUUUCAUUUGCUGUUUUCAACAAACCCAUUUUAUUUCCCCAACAGAAAGUGCCAUAUGACCUGAACCUGCCAAAUGGAUGCUACGACAAGAUGCUGAUCACAAUUCACGGGACAAUUAACCAAAAUGCCAAAAUGUCAGUAUUCACAGCAAAAUCUAGUUUCCGUGGUAAAUUGUGAAGAUCUACAUUGCAGCUAUUUCCACCCUUUGAUUCUAAAUGUUGCGCUGUUAUUUCAGUCUUGUAGCCAGCAGUAGGUACUCAAAUGGCUUGCCCUUCCUUGAUAUGUUGCCUGCAAACUUCUUAUACUAUAACCUGGGUACUAGUCUGUUUGUGCCAUCAUACCACUCCUUGCCACUUGUCAUGACAAAUAUCAUGUAUGACAUGACAAGGAGUUGGAAUGAUGACACAAACAGAUCUGGGACCUGGCUACUUCUACUGCUACUCUCAAUCUAAUAAGGACUAAAGUCUAAUCAAAUACAGACGGUUGAUCCUUUGUUCUUCAAAGUGUGUGAUACAUAAAUAUCUACCUCACGAUGUAAACAGAGACUAAUAGAAGUUGGAUGAGAGGAUUUAGAUAAUCAAGCUCUGGGUAGUAAACAAAUAUAGGUUAAUGUCAAAUUUAAAUCAAUGAGGCCCCUUUGAAAGAGGUUGGCAGAUAGUAAUCGCAAUAGAGUGUCUUGACAUCAUUAUUUCUAAUCCUCAACUGAUUACAUUUUCACUAAUGUAAGGACAAUGGGUGAGAAUAGAACAAAUGAUCUGUGAUGAAUUCAAUACCAGAUGAUACCAAUCACUUUAAAGUCAAGAGUAAGCCUACAGUAACUAUGGCCACAAUCUCAAAGAGCUCACACAUCACCAUGGAAAACAUCUCUGAGUGCUGUUGAGCAUAUGGCUCAUAGAACACACACACAUUCAUCACAAAACAUAAUGACUUGUAAUCGACACUACUAAAUAAAUGCAUUGAUGACGUAAACAUCACAAAAUCCAAGGUUUACCACCAUGUUAUUAGCUUGGUCCCAAAUAUGUUUGUGCUCUUGAAACUGCAUUGCUCAUUGUCAAGCCAAACAAAUUGUUUGAAAAGAAAAUGAGUGACAAGGAGUUGGCAUGAACACUGUUAUGUAUCUCCCUGUAGGUUCACCAUCAAUCUGACCAAAGGAAAUGACAUUGCCAUGCACAUCAACCCACGCUUUAAUGACCAGGGAAAGAAAACAAUUGUGUUGAACAGUCAGAUAGGCAAUAAAUGGGGAAAAGAGGAGAGAGAGCACAAACACUUCCCCUUCACUCAGGGCCAACCCUUUGAGGUGAGGAAUCUAUCUUCCGGUUUACUUCAUGUCAACCAAUCAGUUUUAAAACCAUGAUGGCCGGGGUCCAUUGAGAAUUAGACUGUGUCCCAAAUGGCACCCCCCUAUAUAGUGCACUACUUUUGAACAGAACAUGCUUUGGUCAAAAGUAGUGCACUAAAUAAGGAAUAGGUUGCAAUUUGGGACACAUACAUAGACACUCCUGUAUUCAUCUGAAGAUAUUUUCAGUUGUAUGAUUUUUAUGAUGAUUAAAAAUAAUUUAUAACAUAUUAAAAUGUUAUUCAUGAUCAAUAGAUCAUGUUUUACAAUGAAUAUAUUAAUAUAAAUUUACAUUUCAGUCAUAUCUUAUCAACACAGUCUUUGAUUUUGCAUAAUAAUUAGUUUGUGGUCCUGUGUUUCUCCAGAUGAAGAUCAUGUGCACUAACAGUGAGUUCAAGAUGGCAGUGAACAGCUCACACAUCCUGGAGUUCAAACACCAAAUCCGUGACCUCCACUCCAUCAAACACCUGGGCAUCUAUAAUGAUGUCACCCUCACGUCUGUGGAGAUUGACAAACUCUAAGAUCUAGCAGGGUUGGUUCCAGCCAAAGAAAUAGAAUGACCAGAAUAGCCAAAGUCCCUCAGGUUCUAUUUUUAUGGUUCCAGUGACCUUCCAUCAUUGGCUUUCAACAGAAACAUAUAGUAGCUUGAAUCUCAAGCUUUAACCCAGUAGGACUACCAUCAUAUUCUGUACUUCUACUAAGCCGGUAUAUUCUCUGUGUGGAAAUACUCAAGUGGAAAAAUAUAUUUUCUUAGUCUUUUGAUAAAGGACAAAACAUCAACAACUUUUAAUUUACAAAUUCAUCGGUUUUAAGCCUGGAUAGGUACAUACAUUUUAAUGUAAUCCUUUUGCAUAUUAAUAAGUAAGCAAGGGAUCCAUACAGUAAAAAACAAACGAUAUCCAAUAAAAAUCCAAUGUUAGACUCAAACAUAUUUUUUCAUUGAAUGAUUUCUCUUCCUCCAGAUACAGGGCGAUGUACAGUAUGUGUUUUGAGCGAUUGUUAUUGUUGUAUAACCUUUCCCACUAGGUGGCACAGUUGAGACUGUUGAAUGUUUGAGAACCACAACAAGCCUAGUGUUUGGAUAGGCUGUGGCAAAACAAACAUUACCUAGGCUACCUAUACCACCCAGUAGUAGAUACAUUUGAGAACACUAAGGUCUAUUACCACUUAACAUAUAGGCUAUUAUUACUUUGCAUUAGUGAAUGAAGGACUGUCAGUAAAAUCCUGUAAACAUACUUUCAAAGCUCAUGAGAGAGUUCGCUUGUUGGUAAUGUCAUGAUGUCAUGCACCAUCUUUCUAUAGUGUUUCCAUAAGCAAUGAUUAUCUUAUUUCCAUUACCAGCCAUCAGCACUUAACAUGUUUAUUCAGGGAGGAGAGUGUCAAUGUCUAUGAGUGAUAUUACUGUUGACAAUCAUAUCUCAAAUGAAGCAAAUGUGACUUUAUUUACACAAAGACCACAUUGACUGAAUCAACACGGAAUCUUUUCACUAGUAGCCACUAAACAAAAUAUGAGGACUAUGAGGAGACUUACA